CCAGCACAGCCAGCAGUGCUGCCGUGGGAGCCUCUCAGUGCUCCCGGCACUGCCGCUGUCCCGCGUGCCCAGCCGGGCAACCACUGGGCCAGGACGACCUUGCCACCAGACUGGGUCGGUGCAGGAGUAGUGGCAGCUGGGAGAACCCCCUGGAGACUCAGCAAUGCUGGGACUGCACCCGCAGCUGCUUCAGGACCGGUGAGCAGGGUGGGGAAAAGCCCCAUGGGGCUUCAUCUGCUUGAGGGGCUGGGCCAGCAUGGAGCCAGCCAGCGCCCUUCCCAACACCUCCGGUAACGGCAGCGGCGCUGGCAGUGCCCCACACUCACCCGCAGCCACGGGGCUCAUCUUGCUGGCAGCCCUGUCCGUCCUGCUGGCCACGCUGGUGGGCAACGCUCUGGUGGUGGUGGCCAUCUCCACCAGCCGGGCCCUGCAAGCCCCACAGAACCUCUUCCUCGUGUCCCUGGCCUCAGCAGACAUCCUGGUGGCCGUCCUCGUCCUGCCCUUCUCACUGGCCAACGAGGUGAUGGGCUACUGGUACUUUGGUGGGCUGUGGUGCAGCCUGUACCUGGCGCUGGACGUGCUUCUCUGCACGGCGUCCAUCGGGCACCUCUGUGCCAUCAGCCUGGACCGCUACUGGGCCGUGACACGGGCGGCACGGCUCAACCUGCGCCGCAGCCCGCGGCGGGUGAAGGGCAUGAUCGGGGCGGUCUGGGCGGCGGCGGCCCUGGUGGCACUGCCACCGCUCCUGCGGCCGCGGACGGGUGGGCACGAGUGCCAGCUGAGCCAGGAGACCUGGUACGUGCUGGCCUCCUGUGCCGCCUCCUUCUUCGUGCCCUGCCUCGUCAUGGUCGCUGUCUACUGCCGCAUCUACCGCCUGACCGCCCAGCGCACGGCCGCCCUGCUCGCUGCCCGCUCCCCGCGCCCCGCCAGCGGAGAUGGAAAGGUGUCGGGCAUUGGGAUGCUGAGAUGGCGGCGCCGGAGCCAGCACCAGAGCGUGUUGCUGUGCCGCCGGCGGCUGGUGCGGGCGCGGGAGCGGCGCUUCACUGUCGUGCUGGCGGUGGUGAUGGGCGCCUUCGUGCUGUGCUGGUUCCCCUUCUUCUUCACCUACAGCCUGGGGGCUCUCUGCGGGCAGGGCUGCCAUGUCUCCAAGCCUCUCUUCAAUUUCUUCUUCUGGAUCGGUUACUGCAACAGCAGCGUCAAUCCCCUCAUCUACACCCUCUUCAACCGGGACUUCCGUGCUGCCUUCCGCCGGCUCCUCGCCGUCCCCCACCGGCACCGCACUUAGGGACCCACUGGGACACCAGGGACGUGCUCCCCAGCCCUGCUCAGCAUUCACAGCACCUGGCCACACCACAGGCCCUGGAUGGCAGUGCCAGCGUGCAGCUCAAGGUGCUUCUGGAAAUGCAGGAUUGAAUAAAAUGAGACCAAACCCUG
This is a messenger RNA of Taeniopygia guttata (zebra finch), 1434 nucleotides long. Its product is annotated as alpha-2Db adrenergic receptor. Lineage: Eukaryota; Metazoa; Chordata; Aves; Passeriformes; Estrildidae. The record is from RefSeq and is a predicted model, not a curated record. Gene Ontology annotation, molecular function: epinephrine binding; alpha2-adrenergic receptor activity. Gene Ontology annotation, cellular component: plasma membrane. Gene Ontology annotation, biological process: G protein-coupled receptor signaling pathway.